AUGGCCAGCAGGAAGUGGAGUCCCCUUCUCACUGCCUCAAUAGGCUCACGCCCGAUCGACCAGCGUGAUGAUUCAGCGGCGACGAACAUUUUCACCAUUGACCACCUAACACCCCAUCACAUUAAAAAUCGCUUUAUGGACGACGCUACUGGUCCGCGGGGCGGGAAAGGGCGGAGUGCGUGUGAUCUAUGCCGGCACCGCAAGAUCCGCUGUGAUAGAAACCAGCCUGCCUGUGAGAAUUGCCAUAUUGCGGCUUUGCCAUGUACUUUCUCCAAGCCGGCAUCGCAGCAGCGCAAGAGUACCCGGCAGGAGCUGGCUGACACCAAAGCUCGGGUUCGGGAAUUAGAGACCAUUCUGUUCGGACUUAAGCAAAGCCACAAGGGGUUGGGGAUCCCUUCCCCGAGUAGAGCUGCUUCUCCAGGGCCCCUCAGCCCACUUUCUGUGGCGUCUUCAUCCGCGUCGGUUCUCGCCACAGCGAGUUAUCUGCCCGACACACGCGAUUUUGAUACCGCUUUGGCUGCUUUCCAAUGGCAUAUAUCCUUCUGUGGACUUGGGAGUGCGCUUUCCUCUCAGAGGGCAGCGUUUUACUCGCUGAUUGAACAGCAAACGGGUCGCACCUUCAAUGUAGACGUUUUCGCUCAUGAAGUCACCCAAUCGUUCAAGGCGGCCCAGCUCAAGUCAACGAAAAAGGUGAUUGGUAUCAAAUGGCCGAACUCAGCACUUGUUCAGAAGUGCCUGGGGUAUUUUGAAAGAAAUGGGCUAUACUCCAUCUUUCCCAUCGUGGAUGUGGAGGCCAUGCAGAUUCUCCUCAACGCAAAUAUCUUGGAUCAACCAGCUUACCUGACACGAGUCGCCAAUCGUGCUUGCUUGGUGGCCUUCGCCGCAAUGAUCACUCAGAUCCACCGCCACGAGGCUGCUUUUGCUGGCACUGACCCAGACGCGUACGCACAGGCUGCCCUAACGCUACUCCCUGAAAUGCUUCUUGAGACCCCUGAUCUGAGAACUCUAGAAGCAGUCACAAUAUUGAUGCUAUAUAUCACACCUCUGGGCAGGCCCCAAGCAGGAGAAAUGUUAUUAGGCAUUGCAGUGCAACUCGUCUAUAACCUUGGAGCAAACAAAAUCCAAACACCCCACGAGAUACACCGAACCGACCAACGAAGCCAGCAUCUCCGAGCCAUGUUCUGGCAUUGCUAUGCCAUCGAUAAAGAAUUCUCGAUCCGGAAAUCCCAACCGCCCUUGAUCAAUGAUGACGAUUGCGACCUCGAUCUACCGACGACAUACGCCCGAAACACUUCCGAGCGCCACUUCUACAUGAAACCACUGUCUUCAAAAGAGCUCCUCUUCCCAUCCGAUCUCCGAUUCUCUCUUCUCAAAUCCAGGAUCUUCCGUCUACUCUAUUCAGUGCAUGGACAAGCCCUGCCGGAAGCACGACGCCUCCAGCAUAUCCGCGAAUUGGACCAAGAGUUAAGCGACUUGAAAGAGGGAUACCCCGUCAGUUGCAGACCAGAUGUAUUCGCGACCGAGAGUGCACCCGAUUACCUAUUCCACGAUCUCAGCAUCCGAGGCGUCAACAUCCACCUGGAAUAUUAUUACUGUCUCGGCAAGAUCCACGGAGCAAGCAGUUCCUGUAGGAUCACAUCGCCGCAAAGCUGGUCUCCUCUACCAUCGAGCGCAGAGCUAUGUUUCGAAGCUGCUCGCUCCUCACUGAUCUAUAUCUCGCGUACGCGCCAAUUCGUGAACCAUCACACAUUUUGGAUUCACGCGCAAUUCCUUCUUGCAGCCGUCUUCUCGGUCUUUUGGUACCUUAUCACGGUUCCGAGUUCGGCCACUUUCAUCAGGGAUCUAAGGACGCUGGAGGAUAUUGCUGAGUUACUUGCUCAACUCAAUAAACCUACGGAGGAUGGACAGUCUUUCCCGCCUUUUUAUGUGUCGCAGGCUUUUAUUGAACGGCUGAUCUCGCUGGCGAGGCACUCGCAGCCUAGGAUUGCAAAUGCAUGA
Penicillium olsonii is the source of this 1998-nucleotide messenger RNA. The record is from the annotation of a GenBank genome assembly. Lineage: Eukaryota; Fungi; Ascomycota; Eurotiomycetes; Eurotiales; Aspergillaceae.